This is a messenger RNA of Exophiala oligosperma, 2387 nucleotides long. RefSeq lists its product as uncharacterized. The transcript has a single exon. The record is from RefSeq and is a predicted model, not a curated record. Bases 42 to 2267 code for a protein of 741 amino acids. Gene Ontology annotation, molecular function: RNA binding. NCBI's taxonomy places the organism in Eukaryota, Fungi, Ascomycota, Eurotiomycetes, Chaetothyriales, Herpotrichiellaceae. Gene Ontology annotation, cellular component: nucleus. Gene Ontology annotation, biological process: rRNA processing.
CCUGUCUAGGUUGAAAAUAGAUUCCUCGUCGUUCAGUCAACAUGGCAGGACCUGUCGCCAAGAGGCAAAAGACAGCUUCCAAGUCGCAAGAAUCUUCAGAGCCUCGUAUCACCGACCCUCGUUUUGCCAACAUCCAGUCUGAUCCACGAUACCGCCUCCCCGGACGCAAGGACAAAGUCAAACUAGACAAACGUUUCAAACGGGCAUUGGAAGAUGAUGACUUCACGCGGAGAGCAAAGGUGGAUCGUUAUGGCCGACCUCUCGCCUCGGAUGCAGAGAAGAAUAGGUUGAAGAGAAGAUAUGAAUUCGAGGAUGAUGAAGAGGAAAGCGACGAGCCAGACGACGACGAAGAAGUGCAGGAAGAAUUGAAGAAAUUCGACCCCCUGCGCGAGACUCGAGAUGAUGACUCUGCAUCUUCCUCCGACGAGAGCACAAGCGAUGAGGACUCCGAUGAGGAAGAAGCAGACCUUGACGAGGAAGUCGGCGUAGGAGCGACGCAAAACACAGACAUACCUACAGGCGAAGUGACCUCUCGCAUCGCCAUCGUCAACCUGGACUGGGACAAUAUCAGGGCCGCCGAUCUGAUGGCCGUCUUCACGAGCUUCCUUCCUUCCACAGGCAGCCUUUCCAAAGUGUCGAUAUACCCGAGCGAGUUCGGCAAGGAACGGCUCGAGCGAGAAGAGAUGGAGGGCCCACCCAAAGACAUCUUUGUUGCAGACGCCCACUCUGAAGCAUCAGCCUCUGAAGACGACGAGGACGAGGCCGACGACGAGGCCAUCAAGAAGUCCAUCCUCCAGGCCGACGACGGUGCAGAUUUCGACUCCGCCGCCUUGCGCAAGUACCAACUUGAACGCCUGCGCUACUACUACUGUAUCCUGACAUUCUCGUCACCCACCGUCGCAAAACAUAUCUAUGACGCCGUGGAUGGAACCGAGUAUUUGAGCACGGCGAAUUUCUUCGACCUGCGCUUCGUGCCAGAUGAGACAGACUUCUCCACAGACACACCCAAAGAAGAAUGCACCUCGCUCCCAGGGGACUACAAACCAAACACAUUCGUGACGGACGCGCUUCAACACAGUAAAGUCAAGCUCACAUGGGAUGCUGAGGACAGUGGACGAAAAGAGACAAUCGCCCGGGCCUUCACAGGGUCAAGGAAGGAGAUUGACGAAAAUGAUCUAAAGGCGUACCUCGGCAGCGAUUCUUCCGAGGAUGAAGACGAGAGCGAAGACGAUGAAGUGGAAGAGAAGGAGAAGGAGAAAGCGAGCGGUGAUCAGGUGUCGAAAAAGGAGGCCGAGCGCCAACGCAUGCGAGCCUUACUCGGCCUCGCACCUGAACCAGUGAAGAAGUCAAAAGAUGAACGAAAGGGACCUGUGGGUGACAUGCAGGUCACAUUUACAUCUGGACUCAUGAAGGGAGCCGACGAAGGCGGAAAGAAGAAGAAAAAGUCGGUCUUUGAGAACUCGCCUGAACCCGAAGAGACUACGGUUGAGAAGUACAUCCGCAAAGAGCGCGAACGGAAACAGAAGCGCAAGGAGAAGAUGAAGGGCUCCAAGGGUGUAAUGGACGAAGACGAAGACGUCGCAGCUCCCACAAACAAAGAUGCUGGUGAUGACAAGGCCAAUGACGACGAUGAUCUCGGCUUCGACGAUCCCUUCUUCGCCGACGACGCUGUAGCGGAGCCCUCGGCCAAGUCCGAAAAGGCCUCGAGUAAUAAAAUGCGCAAGGAAGAGCGACUGAAGAAGAGAGCGGAGCGAGAGGCCGAGGAGGAAAUCGAACGGAAACAACGGGCGGAACUGGAACUGCUCAUGGCCGACGACCUGGGUGGCGGCGGUGGCGGUGACGGCAAAGACAAGCCCAAAAUCCGACACUUUGACAUGAAGGAGAUUGAACGCGCCGAGAAGCAGGCGCGCAAGAAGGGCAAGAAGGCCGCCCACAAGGGGAAGAAUGACCAGGGAAAUGCGGCCACUGCCAACGACGACUUCAAACUCGACACGUCCGAUCCCCGCUUCUCCCGGCUCUUCUCGAGCCACGAGUACGCCAUCGACCCGACCAACCCCAGGUUCAAGGGCACAAAGGGCAUGAAGGCCCUGCUCGAGGAGGGGAGGAAGAGAAAACACGGCAGGCACGGCGGGGGCGACGGCAGCGUCGAACCGACCGGCGAGACGGCGAGACGGAAAGAGAAAGGUGCCGCCGCAACGGCCGCCUCUUCGUCGCAAGCGGACGUAAAGAGCCUCGUUGAGAAGAUCAAGAGGCAGAGUAAAAAGUGAAGAAAAGAAAUUACAAUACUUGGGCGAAUCGUAUCGCUAAAAGCCAGAGCAAGCAAGAUUUCACAAUGCGAGACUUUUGGAAAAAAGGUUGGAUGCAAAUAUGUUAAUGAUUGUCUGGUG